Messenger RNA from Biomphalaria glabrata, 1515 nucleotides. RefSeq lists its product as uncharacterized. Lineage: Eukaryota; Metazoa; Mollusca; Gastropoda; Planorbidae. The coding region runs from base 14 to 1441 and encodes 475 amino acids. The record is from RefSeq and is a predicted model, not a curated record. The transcript is spliced from 10 exons.
ACUAGUUUGGUAAAUGAUUAUUACCUUCUAUUGUUUACAUACAAAUUAUUUCUUUUCUCUUCCUACACAACAUGACAAAAGAACGUUGCACAUGUUAUUCUGUUUAAUCCUUAUGUUAGCGCUGGGUAUAAACCAAGCAAUAGCUUGUGAAAAUGGCUGGUUCGGCGAGUCAUGUAACCACCUAUGUCGCUGCACUGAGUGUGAUAAAAAUGCCCUAUGUGAGCAGCCCAAACAACGAUGUCAUGCAAGCUGGUUUGGACCUUACUGCCAGUACUAUGACAUUGCAGUCAAAGGCGUGCACCAGAGGCGAAUGAGGGACAAUGACCAGGACACGUGUGAAAUAUUUGUUCGCAGGGAGACAGUUGUGGAGUUCGUCGAGCCUGUCUACUUCACCUGGAUACGAGUUCAGUUUGAUGAAAUAGUGAGAAGAGCACCGAUAUUCACGUUCAGAUUUUCUCACGAAGACUACAAAAAGAUCCGGAUUCUAAAGGUCGACCCCUACACUUAUGAUUAUUUCCUUGACAUCGCCCAGACAAUCAAGAAAGUCCGAAUCCAAUGGCGGGAUAUUGAACUGAGUCUCUGCACGCUGAAUAUUAACGGAGGUCGAGACUUAGCAGUAGGCAGAAAACUAUUGAUGUCAAGUAUUAACGACAGAGAAAACAUAAUCUCUUCGGUCACUGUUGACCCACGCCAAUGUGUUCGCACCUACUACAGCCAAGACAGAAACUCCAGCUUUGAGCUCUUGCUAGAUGCACGCUUCUUUGUGGAGAAAAUAUCUCUCUGGAACGAACAAGAUCCUUUGUCGGAAAGAGUAGACUAUUUUGAGAUUCGGUGGCUCUACAGGAACCUAACAGAGGCUUUCUACUCUUUGAAGGUCACCAAAAACGAAUACGAGUUUCUCCUGCCGGAGAGAGCCGUCUUAUCGUCCGUUCGAGUCCGAAGUUUUGCUCUGAAAAAGGACAGGAAGCCACGGUAUCUUACGUCUUGCGACUUACACGUUUACGGUGAUUGUGUCGCAGAGAACUAUGGGAUCGACUGUGAAAAAAGGUGCAGUCUGUCCUGCAUGGAGCGUGAUUGUUAUAUCAAUGGGAUUUGUAGGAAAUGUCGGCCUCACUGGACCGGUGCGCAUUGUUUAGAUGCUAUGAAUUCUAGGUCAGACAUAACUGUGGAGGAAAAGUCCGUUAAUCUUGAUACCAAUGACACGCUUACAACUCUACAAUACAGUGAACCAAAAAAAGUCCCAAUGCAUUCUAGAAGUUUCGGUUCGCUUUGGAAACUCUUCGUGGUUCUCCUGGUCUUCAUCAUGACGCUUAUCUAUUUCUGCUUUUGGCUCCUGCAGGACAAAAAGCAUCAAGACUACAUAAGAAAAGUUUCUCAAAACUAUUUUAGUAAGUCGAGAACAGUGUCGGUAGAUAGCAAGGUCAGCGCUGAGGAAGGAUGAAGAGUUUACUCGAUCUAAUGUUUAUGUUUAAAAUAUGUAGAUCUACGGGUUAAAUAAAUACUGUUAGUAAUACA